UCAAAAUUAUGCUCUUGUACGGAAUAGCAUACAUGAGGGGGAGAGCGUCAGCGCGAAGGCGCCCAAGUCCCUAGAGCGCGGCGAGCCCCAAGCUGCGCUCGGAAGAAAUUCCCGAGGUUUGUAAAUCGCCGUUUCGCAGGCUCGAGACUUUUGGACCUAAUGUGGGGAGCAUUGGAGCGCUGUGUGCAUUGCCACAUUCGGCUAUCAGGCAAGAGAACCGAAGAAUACUUUCAGUAGAAGGAUAAUAGUUUGGGCCUAGUCUGGAAUUCCUGGCGCUUGUAGGGAUUUUCUGUCCAGGAAAAUUUAAUCCAGUAGGAGGAUAAUAGUCCCGAAAGAACUCCUCGCUCACCAGGUGGAAUCAGGUGCUAGAAGAUUAUGAUAUUCUGGACCAUAUAAGUGCUCAAGGCCUAGGUAGAAGGGAGAAGAGUUCUACAUGCUGCCACAAAGGAUAAGAGGGUGUAAGAACGAGCUGCAUAGGUGACAGAAGAAUGGGAAGCGUGGAGCAGCCAUUGGAGUUAGCUCCCAGACCAAUCCAGCACGUCUACUCUAAGAGGCAGAAGAAAAAGCCCACGGACGACACCGAUCCAGCAAAGAGGAAGGAGCCCGAUAACUCGCUCGCAAGCCAGGAAAAUGGAGCUCCGGUGAAGCCGGAUGUAAGCAGCGGCGGUGGAACGAGUGACAAAGCUGGAGAAAAGUCACAGGAAGAAAAGGAGAGAAUCCGCGAGCCGAUGGAUCAGGAGAAGCUCCAAAGUCAGCACAAGAGCGAUGGAGAGAGCGAGGAGCACAGGAACUCGAAGAUGAGCCGGCUUUUAGAAGUGGCUACGAGCGAGUUCCACAGCGAGGAGCUGCUCAGGGAGGGUGGCGAAGCUACCGCCAACGGCGGGCUCAAGGGAUACCAGCGGCGGCGCAAGCGUCAGAUCGUCCAAGAUGGUGUCACUCCGGCGGAGAGCUCGCCGAGGAAAACGCUCGACCGGAAAAGAUCGCGGGAUAACUCGGACCUGGUGUCGAGCGAUCGUGUCUCGAAUGGAGCAGCGAGAGAUGGCGAUAGCGAUGGAGUCAAAGAGAUCGAAGCCGAGGGUGGCGAAGAAGAAGACGAGUAUAAUGGCGAAGAGGAAGAAGAGGAGGACGAUGACGAGGAAGGGGAUGAGGAGGAAGAAGAGAAGCGAGCUCCGAAACGCCGAGGACGAGCUCGAAAGGCGCCGUCUCCAAAGAGGGAGACGAUCAAACCACCAAAGCGGCGUCCUGGAAGGCCGAGGAAGGUGAGGCCGCCGCCAUCGCCAGACAACACCACCACCACCGCCACCACCAGGAACCAGAAGAUCAAUGCGAGCAGCAAAGAGGCUCUCCCACAGAGCUCCGAGGAUGGCCAGGACGAGAACUUGAGCGAUGGCGAGCGCCUCAAGCGCGCUCGCGGCUUCAAGCGCGUCUACCGCUGGCUCCACGAUCUGGAGCUCCUCAAGUACGCCGAGUGCUUCGAGAAGCACGAGGUGGAGGACGAUGUUCUUCCGCUGCUAACCUUCGAUGAUCUUCGCGAGAUGGGGGUGAGCGCUGUGGGCGCGCGCAGGAAGAUGUUUACGUCGAUCCAGGACAUGGAGCUUCCCCGGAGGAAGUCGCGCUAGAGGAAGACGAAGAAGAUUACCAUAACCAGCUCUUUAACUAAACUAAAAGAACUUGACGUU
Messenger RNA from Selaginella moellendorffii, 1679 nucleotides. RefSeq names its product cilia- and flagella-associated protein 251-like. Bases 489 to 1619 code for a protein of 376 amino acids. NCBI's taxonomy places the organism in Eukaryota, Viridiplantae, Streptophyta, Lycopodiopsida, Selaginellales, Selaginellaceae. The transcript is spliced from 7 exons. Gene Ontology annotation, molecular function: protein binding. The record is from RefSeq and is a predicted model, not a curated record.